Molecule: messenger RNA, 1629 nt
Organism: Penicillium concentricum
Lineage: Eukaryota; Fungi; Ascomycota; Eurotiomycetes; Eurotiales; Aspergillaceae
Exons: 3
Coding region: 1-1629 (542 amino acids)
Source: RefSeq, a predicted model, not a curated record
AUGAUUUUCGCCUCUCGUCUGCUUUCCAUGGGCACAUGGGCAGCGGUUGUCCUCCAAGCAACCGCCGUCCCCCAUGGCCCAUCCUACUUCAAAAGACAGGAGGUGGACACCUGCGGCGCAGUCGGAAAGUAUACGGAGGGCGCCAGCAUCGAAAAAUGGAACCAGGCUAAUACAGAUGCCUGGCUUGAGAAAUGGUGGACUGUGAACGUCGACAAGCGGAAGAGCAACGUACACGGAUUCGCUGGUGCUUUUGGCCAAUAUGCACUAGGCCAGCCCGGCUGGUCGUGCCAGAACAACGGUAACGACGGCAACUGCGAUAUGCCGGUCUGCGACAACCCCAAGCUCAACUCCCUUGGUAACAACACCGAGGAGGCGUACUAUGUGCUACAGGCGCUCAACAACCUGCACGGCUUCUUUGUCGGCCUGGAUGAGUCGUUCAAUAUUCCUGCCAUCGUCGCGGCUAUGGAUAACGACGAGAUCGUGAAUAACUUCUGGUAUGACGAGAACAACUGGGAUCCAACACUCCUGAAGCAACUCCUGAAUGUGCUCUCUGCUCUGGUUGCCGUCGUUGCCGGUGCCUUUGCUGCGCCUGCGCUCGCACUAGCUGUGGCAGGUGCUGUUCCCGGUCUUCUGGGAUCAGGCUCAGCCUUGGUUACCGGUGGAGUGAAUGCAGCUGGUAAUGCUCUUUCUUCGGUAGACUCGAGCGACAUCACACAGUCCAACCUCGGCCAUAUGAUGGCGGAGGCAGUGAGAUCUAUCGCUGGCUCAUUUGUUAGCAUCAACAACGAGCUGAUGUACGGCAAUGGCUACGGAAAAUCUAGCGCUGAUGUCCGCACGUACCUCAAGGGCGGUUCCUGGGUCAACUACCCGGGACUACAGAAGAACGGAGCUCGGGAUGUGAUGAUCAAUGUGAUGCAGUCGAUGAUGAUCAACUCUCUAUGGCGCAUGCAGCGUGUGUUCAUUCUUGGCGGUGGCGCCUGCGGCGACAACCAGGGCAUCGGCUCAGGUAUAUCGGCACCCGACGACAAUUACAUCUGCGACGAGAAUGGCAAGGCCUGGUACCUAUACUUCUGGCAGAGAAAUACCGGCUUCUUGGCGGAGAAUAAGUGGGGAUGGACUUCUCGGCCCUGGGGAUCCGAUCGUAUGGGCGAACAUCCUCGGUACGAGGCGGAGGGCGGCUCCGGGCCAUUCUGGAAGAAUCUCAAGCCACAGGACGCCAUCAAGUCCUCUCUCAAAUCCUGGCGAGCUGCUGGAAAUAACUACACCCCGUCGACCUUUACCGAUCGCAUGGGCGAGAUGUUCACUGAAAGUACUAAAAUUAAGUCGGACGGUGUGAACAUGGAAGGUCUCUGGACCAUCCCCGUGUGCGAUAUCGGUAAAACUACCCAACCAGACUGGAAAUAUGGCCUGAAGAAGGACAUCCUUCAUCCGUACGGGUACACCGAAUAUCAAAGGUGGUGCGGACCUAUCUGUGAAGGUGACCCGCAGAAGACAGCAGACUUCUACAAGGCGGCCAACUUCAAGGAUGGGUUUGACAAGCCGUUCCUGAACAGAUGUGGGCACCCGGAUUCCAGCCCCGUUACCACUUGGUGGGAUUAUACAACCGGCGAGACGAAGGAUAAGCCGUAA